AUGCCUAACUCAAGUGAGCAGUCGCAUUUUGUUGGCUCUCUAAGCCAUCACGGUCCUGCAUGGAUUGAAGGCCAGCACCACAAGACUGCAGGUCGCUGUCACUUCUGUGGCACCAUGGCAGGUCGUAGAAAUUCUCUGGCACUGAGUGGGGGAGAUGGUGGAGUAUGGUCUCACCAUCGAGUAGAUCUUGAUGAAAAACAGAAUCCAGUCCGCCAGUAUUCCCAGAUCCAACAGGACCGGCAUGGACAGCAGCUACUGAGGAAGAACUCUGUGCCCGAUCUUGGCAGCAGCCUCUACCUCAGACAAAUGAUGGCAAGCCGGGCCUCUGCACCACCUGUGGAUUACUACAUGACUGGUUCUACCUUAUCUGGUCAGCCACCUGAAGAGUCUGGGUUUUAUAGGGAUAACCAGCACCUGCUCAACCGAUCAGCAUCGCAUUAUGGGUCCAACGCUAGGGGGGUGAACCCUACCUGGGAUCAAGGACAGGCAAGAGCCACACCUACCAUGUUGGCGUCUAGUUCUACACCUAACCCCAUGCCUCCUCCCCCUCCUCCCCCUCCUCCCCCGCCUCCUCCACCACCUCCUCCUCCUCCUGUUCAUGAGCUAAGCCGUUUGUACAGGGAGACUCUGGGAUCUAAAAUGAUCCAAGACGUCCAGCGUAUUGGUGGCAGCUCUCCUGGUCCGGCAGCCUACGGGGUCCAGCCCCCUCAUCCUCUUUACGCUGCUGGGCCACCAUCUCUUUCUGCUCACCAAGCUUACAACAAUAUAAACGGCUUUUCCCUGGACUCCUAUCAGCCAGCUGACACCAAUACUGUGGUGGACUCAGCAUACCAGGGAAUGGACGGAGCUUUCCCCCGGGCUUAUGGGGCUAUAGCCUCUCAGAGGCAACCUUAUGACCCAAAUUAUGACCCCAAUUCAGCCAUGGUGGCUGCCACAGCUGGAUAUACCUCUGGUCUGUCUCUUCACCAUCCCAGUGCUGCAGACCCCAAGAAGAUGGUGGACCCUUCCUUCCUGGCUUUUCUGCGAGCUGAAGGAUUGGCUGAGAGCACUAUCACUCUCCUGCUGCAACAUGGCUUUGAUUCCUAUUCCACCCUGGGGAUGAUGGAGGACCAUGAUGUCCGCUCUGUGGCCCCUAACUUGGCCCAGGCCCGUGCUCUCUCACGUGUGAUGCUUGGUUUCAAGACAAGUGGAACAGCACCACGUACACGAUCCAACAGCUUUACCCAUCGCAAUGAUCUCUACAUGCAGCCCCAGGGUUUGACCAUGGACCCCAACCUGAUGCAGCAACAUCCCACCACUCUCCAGAACAUGUCCCCCAGGAUGGGAGAAUUUCUUGGCAGAAGACCCAGUAGUGCACCCUCCCAGCACCUCCUGGAGACCACCACCUACCCAGGAUCACGGCCCAUGGGAAGUGGAGCUUUUCCAAUUAGCCCUGGAGGAUAUAGCAAUGCUGUGACUCAGGGAAGACCUUUCUCCAUGUUUAAUGCCCACACCGGUCUUGCCAUGUCUGCUCUUGGACAACAGCCUCCAUCAGCCCCGGGCACCCAUGGAGCAGCACCAAAAACCUAUUCUGGCUCCUAUUCCCCAAUGGAGCUGAUGAAGAGAGCACCCAACCUUCCUCCAACAUCACCAGCAGCAGCUCCAAGCCCCCUUCACAGCCCCCAACUGCUCCGGAAAGGGAUCAAUGCUGCCCCUGAAAGUAACAUCGUUCCUGUAACCUCUUCCUCCGCUCUCCAAGCGCAAAAUCUAAACAACGGCAGGAUGGUUGGACGUCGUACGGGUCCCCCUGUCAUUGUCUCAACCAUGGCCACCACGCCUGACACAAGUAUUCGGCCCCAAAUCAUGAACGGGCCAAUGCACCCGCGCCCCCUGGUGGCGCUGCUGGACGGGCGUGACUGCACCGUGGAGAUGCCCAUCCUGAAAGACUUGGCAACUGUGGCCUUUUGCGACGCGCAGUCCACACAGGAGAUACACGAGAAGGUGCUCAAUGAGGCGGUGGGAGCCAUGAUGUACCACACCAUCACCCUGACCAGAGAGGAUCUGGAGAAGUUCAAAGCUCUGCGCAUCAUCAUUCGUAUCGGCAGUGGAUACGACAACAUCGACAUCAAGGCUGCUGGAGAGCUAGGAAUCGCUGUGUGUAACAUUCCCUCUGCAGCCGUGGAGGAGACGGCGGACUCCACCCUGUGCCACAUCCUGAACCUCUACAGGCGGAACACCUGGCUCUACCAGGCUCUCCGGGAGGGCACGCGGGUCCAGAGCGUGGAGCAGAUCCGCGAGGUGGCCUCCGGCGCCGCCCGCAUCCGUGGCGAGACCCUCGGCCUCAUCGGCUUCGGGCGAUCGGGCCAGGCGGUGGCGGUGCGAGCCAAGGUCUUCGGCUUCAACGUCAUCUUCUACGACCCCUACCUGCAGGACGGCCUGGAGCGCUCGCUGGGCGUCCAGCGCGUCUACACCCUGCAGGACCUGCUCUACCAGAGCGACUGCGUCUCCCUACACUGCAACCUGAACGAACACAACCACCACCUCAUCAACGACUUCACCAUCAAACAGAUGCGUCAGGGUGCGUUCCUGGUCAACACUGCGCGGGGCGGUCUGGUGGAUGAGAAGGCCUUGGCCCAGGCGCUGAAGGAGGGCAGGAUACGUGGAGCCGCCCUGGACGUGCACGAGACGGAGCCCUUCAGUUUUGCUCAGGGCCCGCUGAAAGACGCCCCCAACCUGAUCUGCACGCCGCACACAGCCUGGUACAGCGAGCAGGCCUCCCUGGAGAUGAGGGAGGCGGCCGCCACCGAGAUCCGACGAGCCGUCACCGGUCGAAUCCCCGACAGCCUACGAAACUGCGUCAACAAGGAGUUCUUCGUCACCACGGCACCGUGGGCGGUUAUGGAUCAACCAGGGGUUCACCACGAGCUCAACGGCGCCACCUACAGAUACCCGCCAGGUGUGGUCGGAGUGGCUCCGGGCGGCAUCCCCGGAGCGUUAGAGGGCCUCGUCCCGGGUGGGGUGCCCAUCGCCCACACCAUGCCCUCUGGUACACACCCCUCCCAGGCCCCGUCGCCCAACCAGCCCUCCAAACACGGCGAAACCAGAGAGCACCUCACCGAGCAAUAGCAGCAGAAGGGACACGAGCAGCCGGCGACACUCAGCACCAACCGACACGCAACUGGGACCAAGAGACAGUGAAACCACACGAGCGGCUGCCUGUUCCAUCAGCCGGCAACUGGGAACUCCACGUGCUCCGGGGGAAUUUGUACUUUUAACGUUUUAGUUUGUACUCUCUGUCUCUUUGGCUUCAGUACCGACUUUACUCUUUGAUGAUGAUGUUGUUUUUCUUUUUUUU
Messenger RNA from Pleuronectes platessa (European plaice), 3334 nucleotides. Its product is annotated as C-terminal-binding protein 2. Bases 1 to 3105 code for a protein of 1034 amino acids. Gene Ontology annotation, molecular function: NAD binding; transcription corepressor activity; oxidoreductase activity, acting on the CH-OH group of donors, NAD or NADP as acceptor. The transcript has 9 exons. Lineage: Eukaryota; Metazoa; Chordata; Actinopteri; Pleuronectiformes; Pleuronectidae. The record is from RefSeq and is a predicted model, not a curated record.